AUGACUAGAACCAACAAAUGGACAGAACACGAGGCCAGACCUGACCCAAAAUACUUCACCCAUGCCGGAAACUUUGGUGAAGCACCUAACAAUGUCAAGAAACAAGGCUCCGGCAAAGGUAAUUGGGGUAAACCCGGUGAUGAGAUCAACGAUCUGAUCGAUUCCGGGGAGGUCCCUCAGGUUUUCAACAAGGCCAGACGCGGUUCCAACACCCAAACCAACGAAAGAAAGUUUGAGAACAUUCAGCAUUAUCAAGUCUAA
Messenger RNA from Torulaspora globosa, 261 nucleotides. RefSeq lists its product as uncharacterized. NCBI's taxonomy places the organism in Eukaryota, Fungi, Ascomycota, Saccharomycetes, Saccharomycetales, Saccharomycetaceae. The record is from RefSeq and is a predicted model, not a curated record. Bases 1 to 261 code for a protein of 86 amino acids. The transcript has a single exon.